UGCCAGUUUAUUUUAGAGUGUGAUGUGCUUGCAUACUAUAUUCUUACAAAAUAUUUUCAGUGCAUUCAGUUCAUUUCAGUACAUGUUUGAGUAUGCAAAUAGGAUCAUCAGAAACACCCUCUUGUAACACACAUCAGGAAGUGGCUUUAUUUUUCUGCUCCCGCAUUGCUUCCUCUAUCGAGUACCUGAGCAAAAAAAAAAAAAAAAGGCUUUUAUGUCUGAAUAGACAGUUGGAGUUAUUAAAAAAUGAAAAUGGAGUCUUUAUCUGUGGAAGAGCUUUCUUGUCCUGUGUGCAUUGAGAUCUUCAAAUUUCCUGUUGUUCUGUCAUGCAGUCAUAGUUUCUGUAAAGAGUGUCUUCAACAGUUCUGGAGAUCAAAGAAAACUCGACAGUGUCCGGUCUGCAGGAGAAGAUCCUCGAAAACUGAUCCUCCUAGUAAUCUUGUGUUAAAAAACUUGUGUGAGUCUUUCUUGAACGUUGAGGAGGUUUGUAAUUUGCAUGGUGAGAAACUCAAACUCUUCUGUCUGGAGGACAGUCAGUCAGUGUGUUUAGUGUGCAGAGAUUCAGACAAACAUGCUCAUCACCAAUUCAAGCCAAUCAAAGAUGUUCUUCCUUCUUACAAGGAGGAACUCCGUAUCGCACUGAAGUCCUUACAAGAAAAGCUCAAACACAUGGAGGAAGUUAAAGGAGAGUGUGAGGAAGCGGUUGAACACAUCCAGACUCAAGCUCAGCACACAAAGCAUCAGAUUAAUGAGGAGUUUAAGAAGCUCCAUCAGUUUCUCAUUGAGGAAGAAGAGGCUAAAAUCACUACACUGAGGGAGGAUGAGGAGCAGAAGAUUCAGAUGAUGAAGGAGAAUCUGGAGGAGAUGAACAAACAGAUCUCAGCUCUUUCAGAUACAAUCAAAGACAUUGAGGAAGAAAUGAAAGCCAAGGAUGUCUUGUUUCUAAAUAACUUUAAAGCCACAAUGGAAAGAGCCCAGAGCCCACAUCCGAAUCCACAGAUGAGUUCUGGAGCUCUGAUUAAUAUGGCGAAUCACUUGGGAAACCUGGCAUUUGGUGUAUGGCUGAAGAUGCGAGAUAUUGUCCAAAAUGCUCCUGUGAAUCUGGACCCCAACACUGCACAUCCCGAACUCCACCUGUCUGAUGAUCUGACCAGCAUGACAUGGACCAUGGACACUCAAGCAUUUCCUGCUAACCCAGAGAGAUUUGACAUCUAUCCAUGUGUCCUGGGUUCUGAAGGCUUUAACUCAGGAACACACUGCUGGGAUGUGGAGGUUGGGGACAAUAUACACUGGACUCUUGGAAUAACAACAGCAUCAAACCAAAGGAAGGGGUUUACUUUCUUUGACAAAGAUGUCUGGUGUGUGUGGUACAAAAAUAAAGAAUAUUUCUCACAUCACCAAGAGCAAACCUACACUCCCUUUAGUGUUAAAGAGAGGCUUCGGAGGGUGAGAGUACUGCUGGACUGGGAUCAAGGAAGAGUGUCAUUUUCUGAUCCACUAACACCUGACACUCAUCUGUGCUCAUUCACAGCAACCUUUACGGAGAGAAUCUUUCCGUUCUUCUCUAGUGUUUGUCUCACUUCUGGUCUGAGGAUUCUACCAGUGAAAAUAUUUGUAACAGACAAGCACAGCGACAGUUAUAUAUGAUCCUGUAUGUUCAUUCAAGAUUACCCAGCAUUACCUAUGUAAAACAGUCUACAAAACUGAAAAUCAUGUAGCCUAUAUUAAAAAUUGCAUAAUAAAGAC
Ctenopharyngodon idella (grass carp) is the source of this 1746-nucleotide messenger RNA. RefSeq names its product nuclear factor 7, brain-like. Gene Ontology annotation, molecular function: zinc ion binding; protein binding. NCBI's taxonomy places the organism in Eukaryota, Metazoa, Chordata, Actinopteri, Cypriniformes, Xenocyprididae. The coding region runs from base 247 to 1647 and encodes 466 amino acids. The transcript has 6 exons. The record is from RefSeq and is a predicted model, not a curated record.